This is a messenger RNA of Lingula anatina, 2884 nucleotides long. RefSeq lists its product as uncharacterized. The record is from RefSeq and is a predicted model, not a curated record. NCBI's taxonomy places the organism in Eukaryota, Metazoa, Brachiopoda, Lingulata, Lingulida, Lingulidae. Gene Ontology annotation, molecular function: protein binding. Gene Ontology annotation, cellular component: cytoplasm.
CACGUACAAGUCACCUGACUCGCUUUGCAAAAGUUGCCCAAGGUGGUUUCAUUAUUGGACGUCAGACAAGUGGAUGGGUACACACUGCGGUUGCUAAUAUCUUACAUCAUGAGUAAAUAUCGCAGCAGCAUUAUGUAUGUCAAGUAGUGUAACUAUCGAUAACAACUGCGCAGCAGGUAGUAAUAUGGUGGAAUGGAAUAAGCAGGCGUGACAUUUCACAACGUAAGAAGGUCACAGAUAACGAGAUAAUUCCACGACAAAACAUCCGUCAUUUGAUGACAAAGUUACCUUCCCUUAUCAUAGCACAUAAUCAGGGAAACGACAUUAAAAGAUUGACAAAAAAAUCCCCAUUCGUUUUAAACACAUGAAUGUUAUGGAGGAACUCUGAUGAAAAUCAUACGUUUUGUCAAAGAUAUUGAUGCCGCUUGCGAACACAUUGUUUUAGAACAGUGACAACUCUCCCAGCAGCUACGACAUGGCUUACAGACAAGCAGUAACAGGUGAGGACAUUCUUGAUCUCUUACGUAGGAUACAGUUGUCUCCAAAGUCAACGCUACCACACAAUGUAUUGGAAUUGACUGAGCUUGGCAUAAACUACACUGAUAUAGACAGUCUACCAGAGUCCAUUAGCGAAUGCAGAAAAGUUAAGAAAAUUUUUGCCAGAGGUAACAAGUUAACUUCUUUACCGCAGUCCAUAUCCAACCUGCCACAUCUCACAUUUUUACACCUAGACGAAAAUAAGUUCACUGCAUUCCCCACAUCACUGUAUAGUCAUAAUAACCUCCGCAAGCUUUACCUAUCUAACAAUCAAAUAUCGGACAUAUCGGACGACAUCAAUAGGAUGGACGAGCUUAGCGUAUUCUGGCUCAGUAACAAUGCCUUCACCACCUUCCCUGCAGCGUUGUGUGGCAUGACUAACCUUACGGAGCUGCACCUAGAAGGCAACCAGCUAGCUGAUGUACCUAGUGAGGUUAGUCAGAUGGAGAAGCUUACAAAAUUCUUCCUGAGUAAGAAUGCCUUCACAACAUUCCCCAUAAAUUUAUGUGGCAUGACGAAUCUAAAGGUUCUCCACAUGGAAGAAAACAGAAUUUCUGAAAUCCCAGGGGAGAUCAAUAAAAUGGAACUGCUUAAGUUACUUAACCUUGCGUCUAAUAACAUCACUCACCUGCCGCCUCAGAUGAAAACUAUGAAAAACCUAACAAAACUUGACGUGGCCAAAAAUCCACUGGUACAACCACCAGAGGACAUUGCAAGGAGAGGAGUUGAUGCAAUCAGGAAGUAUUUUGAGGCAUUUACUGACCUACCCGGACGUGGAUUGGCUUUCAUCACUAUAGCGGAGGGCAGAGGCAAGAAGGCUAGCACUGAUGUGAAGAGGACCAUUCCUGAAAAGUUGAAAAAUGAUCUCUUACAAUUUGAGUUUGUCGACAUGUUUGGUUUUGGACAGGACAGCUUUCAAAUAUAUGUCUGCAGAAAGCACUUUGAAAGUAACACCGAUCUUGACGUGAUAAACAAAUUGAAGACCUUAGUGGAGGAACAUGGGGUGGAUGGCAAAGUAGUAGCCCACAUAUCGUCUGCUCCUCGACGGUUAUCAUAUUUCUGUGGCAAGGAGCCACCCUGGCCAGCAGUAAAAAUUGUAAAAGAAAAUAAUAGAUAUGGAUCCCUUGGCAGUUACUGUCGCACAGAUGAAGCGGAUUCUAAAGUCUAUGUCCUCACCAAUGCUCAUGUCGCCAGCGAAGGAGAUAUAAGGUUGAUUCAGCCUGGUGGAUCUCAAGUUCAGAGUGAUAAUGUAUGCAUGCAUCAGCGUGUUGGUGAAUGUAAUUGGAGCAUUUCUACAGGCACACCUUCUUUUGUUGACAUCGCAGCCAUAAAUGUCCCAAGCCUUGGCCUUCGCCCUGGGUUUGAGAGUGGCCCCGCAGUUAGCGUCUUUAGUGGGGAUAUUGAAAGCGUUGUCGGCCAUCCCGUCUAUAAACAUGGUGCCCAAUCGUAUCGUACUAAAGGGACAAUUGUAGGUAUCGAUUUUGUAUCGCGUGAUGAAAAUGCAGGUGUCUGUAAAGGGUUUCUUCGUGUGCAAGGUCAGAAUGGCACUGCUUUCGCUAGGCCUGGUGACAGUGGUUCGCUGGUUCGCUUGGCAGAGGACAAUAAACCCCUAGCUAUGAUUUUUGGAGGUGACAUAGAAAUGAGAGAUGAAGGAAAUGGAAAUCAUCAGGGCGAUGAAGGAAAUUCUAAUAAUCAGGGGGAAACCGCAUGUUUUUUAUUUAGCGAAGGAUUAAUGAAGUUAGAAAGAGAAUCGGGUAAAAAAUUUCUAAUGGUGGAUGAAACGCAACUUCAGUGCUUGAUUGAAAAUUUCAAUGGGUAAUGUUAGUCUCCUACAAAACGCUUUUAGUCAAAUGCAAUCGUAAUUGUCAGAUGAUUGUACUGCGGAGUUUAUCUGGCAUUGUAUGCGGACAUAUGUUGUAUUCAGGUAUAUGGCAUUUCAAUGAAAUUUAAAUUUGCAUAAUUGUACCACUACUAUUGCAUGUAUAUGAAUCAUUUUGAAUGUUUGAGUGCAGCAUUCCAAUUCCCAUGUUGUUUUCAUCACCCUGCGUUUGAUAUUGGCAAAACUAUAACUUUUAUUAGCAAGAGCAAAGCCAUGUUGUGCUGUUCGUUUAUAAGGAUACAGCAGGGGGAUUUGCCACUACUAUAUACAACAGUAGAGCAGAACAGAGUGUAUUUUAUAUAAAUAUCUCUUGUAGAAUUCUAGGGCUCUGGUUGGCCAGUUGCAAUGCCCUAUUCUGUAUAGUAUACACAUGUUAACAUGCCACUCAUUAUUACCAUUAUACAAUGGAUGAACUUGUUUGUUGGCCUCUGAUUGGACGGCUACCGUUCUUUGCUGAGUGACAUUUUU